AUGGCCCUCCCUAGCUGGAUCUGGAGGCACGCUUUAGCCUACUCGGCCGUCUUUUCGUCACUCCUUCACCCUACCCAUGCCGCUCCUUCUACUUCCCUCUCUGCUACAAACUAUGUCGCCAACUCCGUCACAGCCAUUCGGGAGCUGAACAACGCCUGGUACGAUGUCGAGACUGGUCUCUGGAACGCUGCCUGGUGGAACAGCGCCAAUGCCUUCACCACAUUGGCCGACUUUGCGCUGCUGCGCCUUGAUGAGGCCAACCAGCUCAACGUCGGCGGCUUUCUCCGCAACACCUACACUCAGGCCCAGGUUGUGAGCGUUUCCGUGCAGAAGUUCGUCAACGCUGCGGGCCUUCCCACGACUCUCCACUGCAUCAAUGGAAGAGGGUGCUCAGCCUCGUUUGCUGCCUCUUUGCCUACCAGCCUCUCAAAACGAGGCUUUGCCAACUUCGUCGAUGACUUUUAUGAUGAUGAAGGAUGGUGGGCUCUCGCCUUGAUCCACGCCUACGACGCCACUGGCGACUCGGACUACCUCAACUCGGCUGUUGAAAUCUUCGACGAUAUGCAGACCGGCCGGGGAACCCCCUGCGGCGGCAUCUACUGGAGCAAGGACCGCACCUACGUCAACGCCAUCGCCAACGAACUGUACCUUUCUGUCGCCGCCUCUCUUGCCAACCGUGUGCUCUCCAAUGCCACGUACCUCAGCAUUGCCAAAGAUCAGUGGACUUUCUUCAAGAACAGCGGCAUGAUCAACUCCAACAAUCUCAUCAACGACGGUCUCGACGCCAACUGCAAGAACAACGGCCUGACCACCUGGUCCUACAACCAGGGUGUUAUUCUCGGCGGCCUCAGCGAACUCUACAAGGCCACCGGAGACAGGUCUCUCCUGACGACUGCUUCUGCUAUUGCCAACGCCGCCAUCAACGCCCUGUCCAACUCCGACGGUAUCCUCGUCGAGGCCGACAAGUGCGAGCUCGCGCCCGGCAACUGCGGCACAGACGGCCAGCAGUUCAAGGGCGCCUUCAUCCGCAACCUGCGAUAUCUCAACGACCUGGCACCAAGCACUACCUUCAGAAACUUCAUCCUCCGCAACGCCCAGUCCAUCUGGAACAACGACCGCAACAGCCAAAACAAGCUGGGGCCUUCUUGGCCAGGCCCCUACGUCGCCGCUACGGGGCCGUCCCACAGCAGUGCUCUCGACGCCCUAGUGGCUGCGAUUGCUGUUUCAUAG
Molecule: messenger RNA, 1230 nt
Organism: Trichoderma citrinoviride
Lineage: Eukaryota; Fungi; Ascomycota; Sordariomycetes; Hypocreales; Hypocreaceae
Product: glycoside hydrolase family 76 protein
Exons: 1
Coding region: 1-1230 (409 amino acids)
Biological process (GO): carbohydrate catabolic process
Molecular function (GO): mannan endo-1,6-alpha-mannosidase activity
Source: RefSeq, a predicted model, not a curated record